Messenger RNA from Plasmodium vinckei vinckei, 177 nucleotides. Its product is annotated as conserved Plasmodium protein, unknown function. The record is from RefSeq and is a predicted model, not a curated record. NCBI's taxonomy places the organism in Eukaryota, Apicomplexa, Aconoidasida, Haemosporida, Plasmodiidae. The transcript has a single exon. Bases 1 to 177 code for a protein of 58 amino acids.
AUGAUAAUAAUAAUUAUUGUUUUGCUUAUACUUUUAUAUCAUAUAUGGAACAAGAACAAAAAUUAUAUAAUAAACUUUUAUUAUAUUAAUGCUUUUAUUUGCUUUAAUAAAUCAAAAAAACUUAAAGAUGUGAAGAAGGAAAUGUGGGAACAUCAAAAAUAUUACAGUGAUAACUAG